GUGAAAUACGUGGAGUGCACUUUAGAAACCAUUUUACUCAUCAUAGGAAUUUUACUUGAUAUUCUGGAAAGUACUAGUAAUAUUGUGCAUAUUUGUAAAAAUAAAAACAACUAAAUUGAUAAAAUGGGAAGAAAAAGAGGUAAUAAAGAUAAAAAAGAAAAGGAAGAUGUACAAAAAGAUGACUCUAAAAAUGUGAAGGAGGCCGAAAAAAAAACGUUGAAUGAACAAGAUAACAAACCUGGAACUUCAGGUAUCAAAAAAGUUGCUGAUGAUUUCAGAGAACUGAAGGUUACCGAUCCCCCGCAACAGCAACAGCAAAGAGAGCCCCAAAUUUUGAGAAAAGAACAAAGUUUAAUGCAACAACAACAAAACCCACAGCAGAAACAUGAGCAACCAUAUAAGAAAAAAGAAAAAGACGCAUGGAAAAAAAAAGAAAGAAAAGAUCAGCAAAACCAAGAGCCACAACAGCAGCAACUUCCAAAACAACAGCAACAACAACAACAACAACAACAGCAAGACCAGCGGAAUCAAAAAGAGCAGCAACAAGACCCGAAUGCUUUUUGGGCUUCCCUCCCAAAGCAACAACAGCAGUAUCCAAAACAACAGCAACAACAACAGCAACAGCAAAAACAACAACAACAACAACAGCAACAGCAAAAACAACAACAACAACAACAGCAAGACCAGCGGAAUCAAAAAGAGCAGCAACAAGACGCGAAUGCUUUUUGGGCUUCCCUCCCAAAGCAACAACAGCAGUAUCCAAAACAACAGCAACAACAACAGCAACAACAACAGCAACAACAACAGCAACAACAACGGCAAAAACAGCAGUACCCAAAAGAGCAACAACAACGGCAAAAACAGCAGUACCCAAAAGAGCAACAACAACAACGACAACAACAGCCACAACAGCAACAACAGCAACAACAGCAACAACAGCAGUUCCCAAAAAAACAACAACAACAGCAAAAACUUGAACAACAACGUGAAUCCAGAGCAGGAAGUGUUAUUUCUGUAAAGUCAGAGAGCGUAUUUUCACGAGAAAGUUCUUCAUCUAUUUCUUCAACUGAACAGUAUAAAAGAACUGAUAUUAAUUUAGAUAGAGGAACGAAAGGGCGUAAAAUAUUACUUGAAACUAACUAUUUGGAUUUAAUUAUUAAAAAAAUGAUUGAUUGUGCUUAUCAUUACGACAUUAGGAUGGAACCCGAUAAACCAAAACGUAUUCUUCGUCCCGCAUUUUUGGAAUACUGCAAAGCAGUACAUCUUCCUCCUAAUAUUAAGCUGGCGUUUGACGGGAGGUGUAACGUAUAUAGUCCAUUGCGCUUAAGCGAUGAUUACGUUAAAACUUGUAAAGUAAUAGUUACAGACCAGUAUGGAGGUGGGAAAGAAGUGACUGUCACUUUAAAGGAAACCGAGUCAUUGGAAAUUGAUUUGAAAUGCUUGAAGGAAGACUAUAGGAAUUUGCCGAUUUAUGAUAAACCGAUGCGUGCGUUGCAAUGUUUAGAUAUCGUUUUGAGAUCUCCUUGCUACGACAAAGCAGUUUUUGGUGGAAGAGCAUUUUAUAAUCCGCCAAAUUCAAGGAUUGAUUUAGGAGAUGGAUAUGAAUUAUGGUUUGGUUUAUUUCAAGCUGCGGUUUUAGGUGAAAGACCGUUGCUUAACAUUGAUAUUUGUCAUCGAUCAUUUCCAUCGGAAAUGCAGGUUCUGGAUCUGAUAAGUGAAUUGCCAGGCGGUCGUUUUAACAUAAAUCUCAAUGAAGUACUUGAUAGAAAAUGGAUAUUAAAACUUGAUGAUACCUUACGUGGUUUAAAGGUAAUUUAUAGACCACCAGCAUGUUUUUCUAGUAAAGACAAACCGUACAAAGUAAACGAAAUAAAGCAGUCGUCAGAUACAGAAAAAUUUAAAGAUGAAAAUAACCGAAUUAUAACUGUUGCUCAAUAUUUUGCUUCACGUAACUAUCCAUUAAAAUAUCCAAAAAUGCCAUGUAUUUGGGUCGGAAAUCCUCAGAAAACUAUUUACAUACCCGCUGAAUUUUUAAGGAUAGAAAAAGGGCAAUAUACUUUAAAAAAAGCUGGUCCUGCACAAGUUCAAAAAAUGAUACGAUUCGCUGCCACAACAACUAAUGAGCGCAAACAAAAAACAAUGAGAGAGUUCGAUAGGUUCAAGCAUAACUCCGAUCCAACUAUCAAAUCAUUUCAAAUUGAAAUUGGAAAAGAUUUUAUUAAACUAGAGGGACGAAUUAUUGACGCACCAUCUUUGCAAUACGCGAACGGAAAGUGUCAGCCCUCCGAAGGAGUGUGGGAUCCCUUUCGCAAAAAUUUAAAAUUUAUAAAUCCGACUAAAGCAAUGAAAUGUGCAGUGUUAAGUCUUGAAAGAUAUGUUAAUGAAGGAGAUGCGAAAAAAUUUGCAGACUUUUUGAAGAAAGGUUCCAACAUUGGUGUCCAGCUUGAAUUUCCAAUAAUUCGCACAUCUGAUAUGCGAAAUGUCGAAAAUUGUUUUGAAAGAUUUAAAAGUGACCAAAUUGAACUUGUAUUUGUUAUUCUCAGUGAAUUUAAUCAAGAUAGUUAUUCUAAAGUUAAACAGUUAGCUGAAACGAAAUUUGGGUUACUGACGCAAUGCAUAAAAAAAAGAACGAUUGAGAGAUGUAAUAUGUCUACUAUACAAAAUAUAUUGUUAAAAGUUAAUGCAAAACUGAAUGGCUCAGCGCAUGUAGUCGAUCAGUCAUGUGUUACAAAUAUAUUAAAAAACAGAGAUGUAAUGUUUAUUGGAGCAGAUGUCACACAUCCUUCGCCCGAUCAACGAUCAAUACCAAGUGUUGUUGGAGUUGCAGCCUCGCAUGAUCUUGAUGGUGUUAAGUAUAAUAUACAAUAUCGAUUACAAGAUCCCAAAAAGGAAAUGAUUUCAAAUAUGAGUGAAAUCUUGGAGGCACAUUUGCAAAUAUACCAUAAAAAUAACAAAUGCUAUCCGAAAAAAAUUAUUUACUACCGUGAUGGUGUUUCAGAUGGACAAUUUCCCCAAAUUAAAAAGUAUGAAUUAUUAGAAAUGGACAAAGCUUGCUAUAAGUUGAAAAUUCGCCCUGCUAUAACUUGUGUUAUAGUACAAAAGCGUCAUCGUACAAGAUUUUUCCCGCAGCAGGGAGUGGGAAAAUUCAACAAUGUUCCACCAGGAACUGUAGUUGAUACGGUUAUAACACAUCCAAAUGAAUGCCAAUUCUUUAUGGUGUCUCAUCAAUCUAUACAAGGAACAGCUAAGCCAACAAAGUACGCAGUUAUACGGGAUGAUUCGAAAUAUAAUAUUGAUGAUUUACAAUCUUUAACAAACAAUUUAUGUCAUGUAUAUACAAGAUGCACUCGUGCUGUUUCAUAUCCAGCUCCAGCUUAUUAUGCGCAUUUGGUUGCUUAUCGAGGAAGAGUUUAUAUUGAAAAUGAAAGAAUUAAUUUAUCAAAGCUAGACAUGGAAUAUGACAAGCGACGAAUAAAAUUUAACCUUGAUCAAAGAAAUCCUAUGUUUUUUGUUUAAAAUAUUUUCAUAAAAUUAAAAAUUUUAAUAUUAUUUUUAUAUAUGUUUGUUUGUAUAUAUAUACAUAAUUAGGUAUAAAUUUUCUGCUUUCGUAAAUUUGGAUGAAUAAAAGUCAUGAAAAACUUAUAAAAUA
Molecule: messenger RNA, 3649 nt
Organism: Condylostylus longicornis
Lineage: Eukaryota; Metazoa; Arthropoda; Insecta; Diptera; Dolichopodidae
Product: protein argonaute-2
Exons: 10
Coding region: 124-3516 (1130 amino acids)
Molecular function (GO): RNA binding; protein binding
Source: RefSeq, a predicted model, not a curated record